AAGGAAAGGCCGCCAAGCCCGCCUUUGGGGAUGAAGCGGAUCAGAGCCUGCUCUACAAAAUGACGGGGCUCAACCUGCAGAAGGUUUUUAGGCCGGUGAAGAAAGAGCUUAAACCACCCAAGUACAAGCUGAUGACAGAAGCGCAGCUGGAAGAGGCCACAAGAAAAGCCAUUGAGGAAGCUAAAGAAAGACUCAUCAUGCCCCCCGUUUUGAAGGAACGAGAGCCAAUUGAUGAUGUCUUAGCAGAAGACAAAUUCCUUGAAGGAACUGAAACUACAAAAUACGUGUUUACAGAUUUAACUUACUCCGUUCCUCAUCGUGAGCGUUUCAUUGUAGUUAGAGAACCCAAUGGUGUAUUACGCAAAGCAACCUGGGAAGAACGAGACAGAAUGAUACAGAUUUUCUUCCCAAAAGAAGGGCGCAGAGUUAUUCCUCCAGCGCUAUUCAAGGAUGAACACCUUGGGGCUGUGUUUCAGCAAGACCGACACGAGGAUAUCCUUAACAUGUGCAUUGCUCAGUUUGAACCAGAUUCACCUGACUAUAUCAGAGUUCAUCAUCGGACAUACGAUGACAUUGAGAAGCACGCCAAAUACGAUCUGCUGCGUUCAACAAGGCACUUUGGAGGAAUGGUGUGGUAUCUGGUGAACAGAAAGAAAACAGAUGGCUUACUAAUAGAUAUGAUCAACAGAGACCUGCUGGAUGACGCCACAAGUUUAAUCACACUGUAUCACAUGCUUCAUCCUGAAUGUCAGUCAGCAAAAGCAGCUCAAGAAGGGAAACUGCAAGGAGCUGAUCUGAUCAAGGUAUUUGUGAAAACUGAAUCACAGAAAGAAGGCUACAUACAACUGGCUCUCCAGGCUUAUGAAGAAGCAAUGGCUUCUACAGCUUCAUGAAAUAAACCUUAAUCAAAACUUUUAAGUCUGUUUAGAAACACUCUCUGUACAGGAUACCACAAUAAAUACUU
Molecule: messenger RNA, 964 nt
Organism: Mesitornis unicolor (brown roatelo)
Lineage: Eukaryota; Metazoa; Chordata; Aves; Mesitornithiformes; Mesitornithidae
Gene: MRPS22
Product: mitochondrial ribosomal protein S22
Exons: 7
Cellular component (GO): mitochondrial small ribosomal subunit
Molecular function (GO): structural constituent of ribosome
Source: RefSeq, a predicted model, not a curated record